CGUUCUUGUUUCAUCCCCUCCGGAGGCUGGAGCAGCUGUGCUUUUGCGUGCUACCUAAUAUAAGGGCAUGGGCGAGCAUCUUGUUUUUGAAACGAGGUUCGCUGCUCUUGCUGUGAGGCUGUGAUAGGGCUUAGGGUUCGAGUGCUGUGAAGGCAUGGCGUUGCUUUCUACUUGGUGCUGGCAGUCUGUCAUUCGUGGGCUGCCAGCAGCGUGGUUGCGGUCAGGAAUGCACGGUCUUGCCCUUUUGUGGAUUAUAGUGUUCGUGUGGUUUAUAGUGUUUUUCAGGGAACAACAACAACAACAACUAGGAGCAGAUCUUACUUGUUGUUUACAAGUAUUUUUCUUAGUCCUGUCUCAGAAUAAGGUAGAAUAG
Amoebophrya sp. A25 is the source of this 373-nucleotide messenger RNA. The record is from the annotation of a GenBank genome assembly. NCBI's taxonomy places the organism in Eukaryota, Dinophyceae, Syndiniales, Amoebophryaceae.